CCUUCGGGCUACGAAGAGGACUUUGUGAAAGAAGUUGAAGAAGAUUUUCAAUGCCCCAUAUGUCAUUUACCGCUAAAGGAGCCAGUUCUUACUAGGUGUGGCCACAGAUAUUGCAAAGAAUGUCUUGACGAGCGCAUUGGAAGGUAAGAGUUUAUGACAAGCAGCUUUCAGUAUUGUUGUCCGUUUGCUCACUUAAUCUAAUCACCCUAGAGAAUUCAUGACAGAUCAUCAGAGUGUUUUAACUGAAUUAAAUCGCUGCCAAAGUCAAAGUCCAUCUAAUUAGAGGGUGGUUGUUGGUUGCAUGAUCUUAAACAUCAAUUUUAAUGAUAAUGACCACAGCAUUAAUUUACUUGGUGAUGCAAUUUUUCAGUUUCUAGAAUUAUUCCAAUCAAAAUGUACGCCUUACUUCCUCCAAAACGUAGCACGAUACAUUUUCUUGAUUAUCAAACGCAAUGAACGGGAUCCAUACGAGUUCAAAGGGCAAAAUGUCUUAGAAUCGAAAGCGGAAAUCGGUAGUGCAAUUAUCUACUGCAAGCGUGAUUGUUGUUCAAAGUUCAAAUCUUUUCUCCACAUUCACUACUUUGUUUUUAUAAGUGCUGCGAUACUACUGGCCUGUCGUGCUAUUCAAACUCUCAGUUCGUCUCAUUCGUCAUCCACAAGUUAAUUACUCGGCCAUUGAAUUACAUGAAUUUACAGAACUAUCUUACGUACCUUGUAAAUUGUGCCAGCGCAAUAAAAUAUACUCGCUCGGAAAAGUUCCAGCAAGGGCUUGGCGCACUGUUUGUAGCGACGGGCAAAUAUUUUUCUAAAGACACAACAGAACUAAUGAUCGAGUACCUUCGUUUCCGUGUUUAUCCAAUUCAAUAUUUUUGUUUCGAUAUUGUAGUUUCUGUGUGCUACAGUGGAAGUUGAUUUAGCAACGGUUGUUGUCAAUGUUGUUAAGUGGCGUCGACUGUAUUGAAUUAGAUAAAAGUGUUGGUUGAGAUGGGGUAUGAGAAUAAUUGCAGUACAUAUUUGCUUGCUUGCAUACUUCGUUACUUACUUACUUACCAACUUGUUUCUUUACCAUUCAUAAUGAUUUAAUUUUCUCUCAGACAGAAAAGUAAAGAGGAGUCUUUAACCUGCCCAACAGACAGAGAGAAUCUGGACCUAGACCUGGUAAGUAAACUUUUUAACUUCUGAAAAUUAAAUAAUGAUUCGCUUUCUGUUCAUAGAAUAUAUCUUACUUAUUUUUACUACCUAGUAAAGGCUCUUAUGAAGAGAAAACAAUUGUCACUUUAUAAAUUGACCCAUCUGGAUCUUGGUGACGUAAGAAUAAUAUUACUGUGAUUAUUUCUAAGGACAUUUUCCCCGAUAAAGCAACAGAAAGGAGGGUUCUCUCUAUGGCGAUCAGAUGUCCAAAUGAUGGCUGUGAAUGGACUGGGAAGCUGAGGAACAAGGAGGUAAAACUAACGCAUAUUUCGAUAAAUGUCAAUAAACAACUGUAUCAGCAUAAGUCAAUAUUUUCGUCUGUUGAAAUAAGCCACAGACACAGCUCAAGCUCCUACAUGACGAUGGGCUUGAUAAUUUUUAACUUCUCAUGAUCAAGGAGAGCAAGGAACCAAUGCCCAAACUAAAGUUGUUUUGCAGGUAAUUUAGUGUUAACAACUGGGUUGAAAACGUAAAUGAGCCACCGUAAAGGGUAAAAAGCUGACGUUUCGAGCGUUAGCCCUUCGUCAGAUUCAAUCGCUCUGACGAAGGGCUAACGCUCGAAACGUCAGCUUUUUUACCCUUUACGGUGGCUCAUUUACGUUUUCAACCCAGUUGUUAACACUAAUUACCUGCUAUACUCUCCCACCGACGCAGCACCACAGUUUCUUUAGAAACUUACCCCUUUAAAGUUGUUUUGGUUUUAUUUGUUGAACAGAUCCACUUGGAAUCCUGCCCUUUUCAGCAAGUAGCGUGUGCUAACAAGAACUGUCACGAAAAAGUCCAGAGAAGACAUCUUACGCAGCACGAAAAUAAUGUUUGUCCAUGGAGAAUCCUUCAAUGUACAUAUUGCACGGAGCCCCACCCAGACUACAUGAUGCAAGUAAGGAUUGUUAUAGUGGAGGAAUCCGAGAAAAAUAAUACACCUCUUGCCAGGAAAUCUUUUAAUGUUUCGGUGGAAAAACUGAGACCCUUAAAAUGGAAUAGGAAUUAGAGUAUAUAGAUAACAAAAUAUAUUUUCGAUUUUUAAAGGUCUCAAUGAGGUUAUGGCUUUUACGGCUAUUGGUUAAAAAUUUUGGAUACUUAACGGUUAACCCCAUUGAGACUCUUUACAGCCCGACAACCGACGGAAAUUGAUUGAAAAAAGGAAACGUAAUAAAAUCAAAUUUCUGCAUUCCUGUGUUUCUUUGAUUUUUCUUGUCGUAGGGCCAUAUUAGACAGUGCAGCAAGUUCCCAGUAACUUGUCCAAACAGCUGUGGUCGUUCAAUUCCAAGGGAUAUGGUGAGACUUUCAGCUUUAUCUGUGAUAUACAAUCUGGCCCUGGUUGUUCGAAGGUUGGAUAGCGCUAUCCACUGUAUAAAACUCUAUCCAGCGGAUAACACCAUACGUUUUUCUUUCACUUAUCCGCUGGAUAGCGAUUUAUCCGUUUGAUAGGGUUAUCCGCCCUCUAUACAACUGGGCCCUGAAGCUUGCAGCAAAUCUUUUGCGACUAGAUGCAGCUUUGAUAUAUGAUAGUUUUCUUUCAAACAUCAAAUUACAUGUUUUUAAUUGAAAAUUUCCUAAGAUAAUUUAAAACAUUCAAAAUUGUGAAUCGUAAGAACAUUUCCGACGGACAUACAGGCGGAUGCCUCACGGCUAUAAAAAUUUCUGACCAAUGUUUCUUACUGAUGCUUGAUCAAAAUUUUCUUUAAUUGGAUUCAUAAUCACAGGCACACAAUAUUAAAGAGAGAAAAAUGCCAAACAACUCCUCUUUUGCUUUAUUUAAAGCCUCUCAUGUUAUUUCCCCGUUAAAUCUCAUUCUCACUGAAAAACAACAAACCACUUUUACAGGCCGCAUUCAUUCUUUUUUCAGCCUGCUCCAGGCCAUAGGUCAUUGAAAAACGCAAAACGGUGAAGGAGAGCUACAUAAAAUUGUUAUGAGAACCUCACUGUGGUGUUCCAGCGACAGUAACCGGCGAUCAUCGAUUGAUUUUGAAUUUCUUUAUCCACACUUGCAUCUACGUCAAUCACUUGACUUCAUACGAUGGAUUCCAAACAAUGCCACAGUUCUAUUCAUUAAUUUCGAUUCCCACUCGAAAAUGGCAGAUAAGCGAAAAGUGGUAUCUGCAGAGAAGAGGCUGUAGAACUUAACAUGACGCUCACGUUUAGUCCCGCCACCCGUUCAGCACUCUUUUCCACUAACAGAUUUUGGUGCGCGCCAUUCCUCUUUAUUUUAGUCCUUUAUUUCAUGUGAUGCAGGUUUCGAAUCACACUAAAGAUGAGUGUCUGCUGACCAUAAUUUCCUGUCCCCAUGAAGGAAUGGGUUGUACUACAAAGGUGAGAAAUUAAUACGACAGGCCCAGAGAAACGCAUACACCUUAUAACCUUAUAUUCCAUCGUGGUAUGCUUCGUAUUUGAUAAUGUCAAGACGAAUUCUGGAAGCUAGUUUUUUGUGACACAAAAUGUUCCCAGCAGCUACGAAAUGAAGCAGACAGUUUCUGGCGGGUAAGGUGGAUAAACCAAUAUCUGCCGCUAAUAGCCAAUCCCUUCACAAAGCAAAUGAAUUCGAAUGCAAUUUAGAAUAAAUAAGCACGAGUAAAUUAAAAAGUACUGAUUUAUUCCAAAUUGCACGAGAAAAAUCUUGUGAUUAAGUAUUAAUAAUAUACAUAGAAAAAUACGAAAAGAAGCCGAAAGUGCUGGCAUCAGUGGCAAAAAUAGUUUAUUCAAACCCGCGUUAGAUCAAAACAGUAAGAUACAAUGAUAUCUUCACAUCUUUAUGGCGCAAAAAAGUUCAAGGUCCGGCUAAACAGUUCAAGGAAUUAUUCAGUCUGUGUCUGAAUCACUUUCGAUGGAAUGGAAUGGAAUCGUCGUUUGCGAGGUUUAACUAUGUUUGCUUUUAAUUUCGGCGUAGAAUCACCAGAGCAAAGUUGGGUCGGCUCGUAAUUUUCGAUUUCCUUGGCAAUUUCCUUCUCCAAACACCACUUUUUCCAAACCGACAACCCAAAAGCAGUGCGUUUUACAGUGCUUUCGUUGCUAGAGCUGUUUUUCAGCUGCUGUAUUAUUGUUGCGGUGGCGAAAGAAAACCUACAUAAAACACCAGCCAUUGUUUCGCUCACAAAUUUUAAGCGUAUCCAAAUGUUGCGACAUCCAAGGCUCACAUUUCAUUGGCUAUCUGUGAAUUUCUUUGAUUAUUGACGAAUGAAUGAAUGUCUGGUUUAUUACUUCUUUGCACUGAAUUAACCCUAUUCUGCAUUGAAUUACCUGAAGACUGCAUUUAUCUUAACCAAUCAGAACUGAAUAUUUUUUUCAUGUAUAUUAUUAAUAAAUUGAUCUCGUACAUUUAUGGAGGCAUUCAUGUAAUAAAUGACCUUUCAAGUCGAAAGUUGUAGGAAAUACAACCAACAGAAAAGAUUCUGACGAGUGUGUUGAAGAUCACGUGAUACCGUUAUCAAAAAUAACGUUAAAUCGAACUAGCUGUUUAAGCUAAGGGCUUAGUUAGAGGUAGGUAUAAUUUCUGGUAAUUGAAGUAUAAAUUUUCAUGUAGGUCCAACGUCAAGAAAUGGAGUAUCACCUCGAAUCAGCAACAAGAAUCCAUCUUGAUUUAGUUUGUAUUAAAUUAAACAACACCGAAGACAAGUUAAAUAAAACAGAAGAUGAGCUGAAUAACACAAAAGAUAAGUUAAAUAAAACAGAAGAUGAGCUGAAUAACACAAAAGAUAAAUUGAAGAAGACAGAAGCUUUGUUAAAUGAGACAAGAGUUGAGUUGAAAAAUGCCAUAGAACUGCUAAGGUUGUCGAGCGUAAAACAUAACAAUGUGUUUCUUUGGCGGAUUGACAGUUUCAGCGAGAUUCUGAAAGAAGCCAAAAACGGAGGAAAAGAUGAAAUAGCCGGUGAUCCAUUCUACACCAAAAGUGAAACAGAAAGUUUUGGCUACAAGUUAAGAGUUGUUGUUUGCCCUAAUGGGUUUGGAAAUGACAAAAACACUCACCUUUCGGUGUUCAUUGUUGUAAUGAAAGGUGAAUAUGACGCAAUUUUACGCUGGCCCUUCAAUAAGAAAGUGAAGUUCACAUUAAUUGAUCAACAGGAUGAUCCAGACCAACGGGAAAACGAGACUGGUGAGAUCGUUGGGAAAAAGAUUCCGAGCUUUGCAAGGCCUAAGACAGAAGAAAACAAUGGAUGGGGUCUUCUAAAUUUUAUAUCUCAUUUAAAACUUCAUUCGCGCCGCUACAUAGUGGAUAACACAUUGUUUCUUCAGGUUGAGAUUAGUUCACCAUCUAAUACGAACUCCAGUCUUGAAGGUUAAGAAAACUACAAGGCUACAUUCUCGAUAAAAUUUUGAAAAAUUGCCCCAAGAGUGGACUCUCACAAAUCGUUUCUAAUUUUCCACGAACAUUUGACUCAAUUUUCAGCUUAUUAAUGCUGUUACCUAAUUGAUAGCAUCAGAAAGCCAAUUGUUUUUCUAUCUCCAAUGAACCCAAAUAAAUAAGGACUAACUGUGGAUAACAUGAAGCCAUGAUAGUUUCGAAUCAUCCUCUCAACUCUUGUCUCGCUGCGGAAGAGCCCUUGUUUCACAGAGUGGUAGCUAAUUGGUAUACUUCUAGUGAUAACAUUUAAGAUAUGUAGAGUGCAGGGGCUGCCUUUAGCGGCCUCGUCAGGUUCCUUUAGCGAGAUAAAAAUUAGCAAAAUAUGUUUUACGGGCUUAAAAAAAAGAAAUCGAAUCUCAGAUUAGCGGUCCUAUUCCAAUAGGCUUCAUUGACCAAUUAUCGAUUUUUUAAGGUUUGCUUAAUAAUUUACAAGUUGCUGAAUGAUUCAACUCCUAGAUAAUACGUUCAAAAAUCAAAAUCAAAAUCGCCGUUUUGUACUCAGGAUUACUGAGAUCUCUUGACAGUUAGUCAGCCGAGCUCUUUCCCAGAGACCGACAAUGAUUAUGCACUUAAUGUAUGUACUUUGAAGUUAUCUUAACUGCCACUUGUAUUUCGCUCUCCGCACAAAGCUUUACUGGAAAAACGAGGGCCUCUGGGAAUGUUAUGUGAGCAGCUUUUUUUUUUUUUCGAGAUAUUGUGAAUAAUUGUGAAUGAACCUUAGUUUUGAUGACCUUUUUCUUUUCGUAAAUAGAUGUUGUAUCAUUUUAAACAAAUGUAUGUAAUGCGCCAUUCCUAUGGCGAUAGCGCCGCAAGAAUAAAGUUUUCACUGGUAUCACUUCUUGUCUAUAUUAUUAAAUCCUCUCGCUAUUUGCUGGGCCGUGAAAAAAGUUUCGUUCAUGAAAUAAUUCUGAGGCUGCAAUGUUACAUGAAUUUUCCCUAAUCAGGACCACACAUACCUUUUUGAGCCGCGGAAAGAGCGGACAAGAGUUAUAACGUGAGCUUGUCGAUCGGUGAUGAACUUGUUAAAACAAGAAGGCAGUUCAAUUUAUUUCUUUGGCAUGGCCUGAGUGAAACAGUGGAAAUUUACUAAGUUGUUUCAAGCCUCAGACCCGAUCAUUGCUUCUUAAAAAUUGAAAAAUAUUUGUUUUUUGUUUCCCUCUUUGAGGUAGCGUAAUUACGAAGCCACGACAUGUGAAAUCAUUGACAGACGAGUUUAGUACUGUUUCGUAAAAUAGAUUACAUUUUAUGCGCUCCUUUCAAGGCGUCUCUGCAGUUAUCACAAGAAACGUUUUCAACUCACAAAAAUACUCACUGAUAUUACACACCAAGACGUCUAAAAAGUUACUUAUUCCCCAACUGCUUUUUUUCAUAAGGUAGGAAAAGCAAAGCAGAUAGAGAAGCGUAGCACGCGCAGCCGACUAAUCACCGCACGAGCCUUCAUUUAACUAACAAAAUUUAGACCUUAAGAGCCUUAGUCCCGAAAGGAAAAGAGAAAGGAAAAGACAACACAGAGACUGACGAGCAACGGACCUCAUACAUUCCUUGCUGCCUUUCUUGGAUUCAUUUUUGCAGAACCAUCUUCAAAAGUGCAGCAAAUUUCCAGUUACUUUUCCAAACAGCUGUGGUCGUUACCUUCACAGAGGGGUGGUCAGACUUUCAGUUCUGCCUUAAAAUACAGACUUAAGAUUGAUCAUUCAAUGUUUAGGAAUGAUAUCAAUUAAUGGUAGUCAUCGUCGAUACAUCUCUCUAUCUUUGUACUUUCUUUCAAUAUAAGCUAUAACUAAAUAUGGCACAUAAAUCAAAAAUUAUCCUACUGAAGAUGAAAAAGUUGCAUGUCAAAAGUUUUUUUGUAGAAACAAUCAUACCGGUUACUCAUCAAAAUGUGCUUUCUAAAUAAUGCCAGGCUGGAAGAUAUAUAAUUGCAGUAAAUGUGGAAAAAUGGCAGCUUUUGAUUAGAUUACCAAAGGCCAAUUUAUUUAUGUAUUUAUCAGCAAUAUUUAUGUAGACUGGGCCAGUUCAGCUUCAAGCUGGUUUGAAUGGGGGCCUGCUUAAGACAUAUAAAGUAAAACAAAAUUUAUUUAGAAAUACAGAAUACAAAAGGAGCCCACAACACAAAUUACAAUUUACACACAAGAUAUUCGAUGUAUAUUACAUUACAAAGUAUAUUACAUCAAUUACAUAAAUGAAGUUUAACAAAUUUCUUAAAAUUAGGCUGUGAAGUUAUGUUUUAUGGUUAAUAAAAUUAUUCCACGCCUUUGUACCUUUGCACUUUUCUAAGGAGGGCCAGCUAAAAGUGCUGCCUGUCAGUAUUUUCUUAUUUACGCCCGUCAAUGAUAUGAGCUGCUCAUAGAUUCAGCCUGUCUGGUAGUCCCGAUCUGUUUUUCCGCAGCUAUCCCAAACUGCACAGCAAUGGCCGAACAGUGGAUGUAUCAUAAAGCCAUAGAGUGUUAUAUACUUAUGUUUUCUUAUAUUUCUUCAUUUCCCACUGCUUCCCAGUCUUUUUUUUUUCUCUCUGAGCUGGUGCUAAGGCGACAUCAUUAAAAAACAAAAGUAUCAACAAAUUCGCAAAUAAAAUUGUUACCUUACUCAUAGGAGAUUUACUAUUCAAGUUGGAGAUUUCUAUCCUUAGAUCAUAUGUUUAUUGAUUUUUUUGAUGUGAUCCAGGUUUCAACUCACACUAAAGACGAGUGUCUAUACCUACAGAUGGGCUGUCAAACAAAAGUAAGACAAUUAUAUACUAGGGGCCCAGAGAAAAGCAUUACAUAGCUUCAAGAAAACAUCCUAUUAGAGGUUUUAUAGGAAAAAGCUAAUAUAAAAAAGAAUUGCAAAACUGAUUCACAAAGCACAAAGUGGUGCUUUCUUAUUUUAAUUUGAUUCAAUGCCUCUUAAAAUUGUUAGAACACUUCUCGUGUAACGAAAAGUUAAAAAAACAACGUAAACCGAUCAAAAGCAAUUUUGAAAACAGCCAAUCCCAAGCAGGAAAGAUAGGUUCUGUCGGUCGAUGGAUCAGAAUAUUCGCUUCUUCUCGUCCACUCGUGAGUGAAAUAAAAGAACGCUGAUCAAGUCUUUCUCAUGGUGUUACGGGCCUUCGGUUUUAAAAGCAUUUAUACUCUAAUCACCCUGAAACGAUCAUAAAAUAUUUGGUAACCAAUCUUAAUAGACACGAACACAGCAUCAGGAGCGGGCAUCUCGUUUAUUGAUGAAGGAUACAUCGAGCGUUACAUCAUCAUAAAGAAAAUACAGUUGUGAAUAAACACAAAAGCAAAGUUGAAAGAGAUGCCUUCGAGUGGCUCUUACAUAACAUACAUAAUCUUAAAUAGCCUAGUAGCCCCUGGGGAUCAUUAUACCGACAAGCACGCCUAAAAUGCUUCUGCAGUUAACACGAAUCAUACAUGAUAAACAUACUUCAGUGUCAUUAGCAAAACGUUACAAAAUGUAUUUAUUGUUUUUGAAGGCCAUAUUUUUUACAAAACGUUAGACUCGUGAGCUCUAACAAGCUAAACUACAAACUAUUUCAGAGCAUACUUUAAUCAAACAGCAAUCAAUCCCCUCCAGCCCUCUCCCCCCCCCCCCACUAUUUUUUGUCUUCACAUCUCUCAGGUUGCAUUAAGGCCCAUGGAUAAAUAAUACCCUUGUAUGAAUGUUCUCCCUAUCAUAUUUUUUCGCCUGAUAUCGACACUAGCGGAGCAACCAACAUUAUUAUACAUUAGAAUUACUAUAAAAAAUCUGGUUGGUCUAGAGCAUUCAAUCAAUAUACAAUACUGUGUUAAACCGAUAUCUGCUACGGAUAUAUUUUGCAAAACAGGGUUUCCGUAAGCGGUUAACACGAUUCCGAAGGCGGCUAAAGCAAGUUUUAUUACACCUUUAGCUGUUCAUUUACGCAAAAUGUACAUUCAUUAACGUCAACAGUUGAAACUAGACGGCAAAUAUACAUUCAUUAGCACUUCCCUGAGCUUCAUUAACGCGAACGAACUUUCAAUAACGCUAUUUGCAUAUGUAUUUUACUACGUUGAUGCUAUUGAAUGUUAAAACAUUCAAUAGCAUCAACGGAUUAGCAAUUGCACCUUUGGGCAAUCAAACAUAACAAACAUACGUUCAAUCUCGCGCAAUAGUUGAUCAUCAACACCAAUAGAAAAUCAAUUGCAUGGUAUGACAAUCAAUUGCAUAUUAGGGACAUACAAUAAUACAAUUUGCAUAGAGACGCACAAUCAGUUGCACCUUCAUACAAUCGUUUAUUCAAAAUGGUCAAACUGACAAACAUGUGUAUCGUAAUAACAAUCAAUUAGAGAAAAAGAAAUUUGAAAAUUGUUCGAUUACAAUGUACCGUAAUGUAAUUUUUUGUAAUUUUCUUUCAAUUUCUUCAUUAUUUAAACAUCUUGGAAUGUACGUUUGCAUAAAUCUGUACCACCGUCCACAUUUAGUAGCCGUGAUAGUGCCUAUGUUUCUCUGCAGGGCCGGAUGUAGCAAUAGACUGAGUGCGGUAAUUGCCUAACGCAAUUCCUUGUCGUCUUGCCUCUGCUCUGUUGUUCAUCUGUUCUUGCUGCUCUAGACGGCUUAUGUCCGCUUUUAUGGCUGCCUUUGAGGCACUUAUUCCUUGCUCUACGGUGGUAACUUUUUAAGCUCAGAAUAAGGGCCAGGAAUGGCAGGAUUGUUGCGAGCUAGUGCGCCGUCAUAAAUGAAAAUUACAAGUUCAUUUGGGUCAAGAUUUAGCUUCGCCUGUGACAGAAAAUCCUUAAACCUUUGUCCAUUACUUCCACCGAGAAAUGCCAAGUGGAAAAACGAGUCCAUUGGUGGGUGAAAUUGCCAGUGCUACAGUAACAAUUCUCCCUCGCUGACCACAUACUUGUCGAUAUGCCCCCUUCUCCAUUCUUGCUCGUUCGUGUCUUCUUGCCGUCCAAAUAUUGUACCCACACUCUUUUACAAAUAUUCUAUGAUUCACUACAGCAUGGCGCAUGAACCAGUUGGCAAAGUCGACUUUUUUCGCAGGACAUCAGGGCGGUUUCGUUCAACUGGGAGUAGCCUUGCCAAUUUUAUACGAUACAACAUACCUUCAGUAGGUAUGGAGGUUUGGUAGGAGACGUUAAUUUCCCACGCACGAGAUUACUGUGUGAUGGAUGUCCUCCCCUGGGUUGGGUUGGGUGGAUUUAAGAGGGGUAGUGCCCCGUAUGGGACUCCAUGUCCCGCUGCACUAACCCAAUUGGCGUCCGUCUAUUCGUAGACGUACCCAAUAAAGUUGUUAUAAAGUUUCAAGUGUUCUUGCUACUGUACGGUCAUGGAUUGUUGGUUUUCUUGGAAGACAGUCUCAAUUCUUGAUUUAUCUCUGCUAGUGUUAGCAGGCAAUAUUCGUUUAAAAUGUAAUUUAGGCAAUACCUCAUUUCAUCAUCUACUCGAACAUGAUUUGCUCCUCCUCGUGGUCUCUCCGCGAUCCUUCCCUCUCGCAAGUAACGUGCAACGAUACUUCUUGCCGUUGAUCGGUUCACUCCGAUAGUAGCGGCAACCGUCAGAUAAUCUUCAUUAACAUCUUCGAAGGCUUGAAUAAUUCUUUCUCGCUGUUCAAGUAGGAUUGUGUUUCUUGGUGGCAUGAUUUUCUUCGGUUAUCUCUGUCUCCGUUGCGUCUUCUUGUACUCUGUUUCUUACACCUUUCUCAUUUUAUAUCUGCUUUAGCAAAAUAUUGUGCAAAAAACACAUAAAAUUGAAAUGAUAAUGUACAUACUCUUGUAUUUUUUUCCUAUAUUUUAAAAUACCCGUAACUACGAUGAAUGACACUGAUGUAUAUUUUUUUCUUCCUAUUGGUUAUUCGAAAAACACCAAUGUUUGUCAGUUGCCGCUAAUAACUGACCAUUUUGAAUAAACGAUUGUAUGAAGGAGCAAUUGAUUGUGCGUCUCUAUGCAAAUUGUAUUAUUGUAUGUCUCUAAUACGCAAUUGAUUGUCAUACUAUGUGAUUGAUUUUCUACUGUUGUUGAUGAUCAACUAGUGCGCGAGAUUGAAAGUAUAUUCGUUAUGUUUGAUUGUCCAAAGGUGCAAUUGUUCAUCCGUUGAUGCUAUUGAAUGUUAAUACAUAUGCAAAUAGCGCUAUUGAAAGUUCGUUCGCGUUAAUGAAGCUCAUGGAAGUGCUAAUGAAUGUAUAUUUGCCGUAUAGUUUAAACUCUUGACGUAAAGGAAUGUACAUUUUGCGUAAAUGAACAACAAAAGGUGUACCAUGAGCAAGGGCUGCCUAGCGCUCGUGAAUUGAAAAUUUUAGUUGAUUGUUGAUCCAUGGAGGCUCGUUGGCAAUGACCGUCUUAGAUUUAAGGAGAAGCAAAAUAUACAAACCCAUUUUUUUUCAUUAUAGUCUCAAGCGCGGGUGUUUUCUCCUCACACGACUCUUUGCAUCCUACCAGGCGACUAUACCAAGUUCGACUCGGUCGAAAUAAGACCGUAUAUCCAGACGAUUUGAUGGCCGCAGGUCUCUAGAUUUCAACCGGAUUUUAUUCAUCUGAUAAUCCUGUUUAGCCUUGGGUUGUAGUUCCACAGUAUCGUGAACAGAGAGCCAAAUGGGAGGAAACAUUUUGGGCAAAUCAUAAAACGCGUUAAGAUUGGUAAAACUAAGUCCAAUUACUCUGUCCAUGAGUUGGAAACGGGACGAUUUAAUGGAACUGUUUACCAUCAGAACGAGAGCAGUCAGCCUGUUGAAAUCCCCCAAAAGAAUGACGCUACAGUCAGGAGAAAGGCCUUCAAUUUUUGAUAGCAACUCCUACAAGAAGUUCAAAAUCAAAGAAUCGGUUGCACUCAGCUGAUGGUAAACAGUUCCAACAAUAAUUGAAGGUAUGCCCCUAAGGAGCCGCCUUGGACAAAAUUUGACCCAUACGACCUCAAACUUCGCGCCAAAUAAUGUCAGAUGUAGAACUUCAUAUCGUAUGGAAUCACGAACAUAAAUACAGAAGCCUCCGUGGUCGCUUUGUUAAAAUGACCAAAACUCAUCAUCACGAACACAUAGAAUAUUUACUCUUAAAAUUAUUACAAGCUUAAAUAAACGCCAAUUGAUUCGAACUCAUGCAUGCAACAUAAAAUGUAUGCACACCGCGUAUAAUAUAUAAGAGGGGGGCAUUGGGAUUUUCGGUUUUGCGGUUUUUUCGUUGUUUAGCAUUUGGUUUAGGGUUUUCACGAAAAAUAUUAGCGGGUUUUCGGAUUAGAUACCCGAUGCAGUUUUCUGUUUUUUUACUAUUUGACCUAUUUGGGUUCCGGUUUCUCUUCGAUCUGAGCGGCAAUUACGCGCCUCCACUGAUCUCGAAUAGUAGCUGAACGCAAUGCGUGGCAAGCCAGUCGAAAUAUCGCAGGGAUCCCUAAGUAGCCUACGUGUAGCUGUAUCCUCCCCUUCCCGUACGUAGGGUACAGCUAAGCACGGAACAUUGCCAAAGUUGCUUUAUCAACGCCACCUCGAAGUUGGUGACCAAGUUGCCGGCCACACGUGACUGAUUGAUUCAACAUUCCAAUACAAUCUCCAAACUUUCAGGUCUUAGUUCGCAAAUGGAGAUGUUAGAUUAAGGAUUUUCGAUGAAACUUUCCAGAGCUAUAGCUUUUUGCGACUGCAAAAUUGUAAUCCUAUCGAGGACUUUUGGGCGAAUUUCCUUUAUUAAACUAGGCUCCAUUACCAGCUGCUGAGUCCGCAGAGACCACGCUCGAGGUCCUUGAGAGAGCAAAAUACGAAUGCCAAGUCCAUAGCAUUCAUAAAUCCUGUAAUGAAAUUAGUGUAGUUUACUCUGUAUGCUCUUCUUGUCACCACUGUAUCGGAUCGAUCAGGGUUUUAAUAACUGGGAUGUGAUAAUGUAUUGGUUUUGACAGUUUUGCAAACGGUUUUCGGUUUUGAUCGAAUUUUUUUCGGUUUCUCGGUUUUGGAUGAUUUUUUAUACGGUUUUACGGUUUCUAAUAAGCCCCACUGCCCCCCUCAUAUAAGAAUUUGUUUCCCUUUCCCUUUCUCGACGGAUGAUAUAAAAAACCCGCAUUGUAAAUGAAAACUCGAACUUUGUCGAUCUUUGGUGAAAGAGACAUUAUAUUCAAGAACAUAAAUGCUUACACAGACGAAUGAUCGGAGCCAGGUUUAUUUUACUAACUUACUGUGGGCGAAUGGUCACCUAACUUGAAAAAUCUAUUGCAGCUGCAAAGAUAUAGAGGAUAUUACAUGGCCGCGCGGAGAUACGAAAUUUCGCUUCGAUUGUUGAAAAAUAUUUCACGAGUGAGCGGCGCAAACGAUUGCAUUAUUUGAAUUACAAGUGGAAAUCAAGAGAACUAUUAGCUUUAUUCAGCGCGAGAUGUUAGUCACCCACGGUUUACCUUUCAACGAUAUUAUGCUUUCGUAGAGAUGUCAUGGCAGACUCAUUACAAGCACGUUGAUAUAAGAAAUAUCUCAUCGAAAUUUUUUGAACGAUGAGUAGAUCAUAACUUGCAUUGAUAAGUGGCAAUCAAUUAAGGAUAUGCAAAUGCAAACCUUGCGAGUUGUUGCUCGAGGCAUUGUCGACAAAAUCUAUGGCCGCUUCUCGUCAGAACUGGCUCUCGGAGGUUGACAAAUUAAACACAGUAAAUCGUCGUCAAUUAGACUCAUAAAAUCAUCUCCAUAACCAGAAGAUAAAUGAGCGUUUUCCACAGAGAUUUCCAUUUUCAAGACUUUACAUUUAAUUCCAAAAAAGUUAAUCUUCUGUCGGCCGCUUCACACAGACUGACAACUUACUGAAAACAAAUCUCUCAAAACAACACAAUUCUGAGAAAUGGCUAUCCUUGACUGAGUCGCAUAAAAUUAAACGAAACUUGUGACAAACAGAUCACCCUUGUGCGAAUGUUUCUUUCAACCCCGCUUGGCAAGAAAAGACCACGCUGGAACUCAUUAGAAAAUACGCGACCUAAGAGUCCUUCUUUUGAUCAUAAUGUCAAAAUUCCCCGAUAUGCGUAGAUUUUUACUUUCCAUGAACAUUCUUCUUUGUUCCCUGCUUUUUUUGCAAUUUUUAUGCUGAAGUAAAAAGAAAAGUCUCGACAAAUCUAAAAACAACUUAAAAUGUUUCGUAGAAUUCAACAAACCGAUUGAUUUAAACCAAUGAGCACGAAGACGCGGACAAUGCUGAUUUAGAACAAUGCCGUCAUUACGCAAAAACAGUCUUGAUUUCUACUUGUCUUUCACAAAAUCAUGGCUGAUUGCGUUUGAUUGGAAUUUUGAACCAUUGGUCACAUUUUUGUAUAUUUCAUCACAACUAAGUUCUAGCAGCUCGGGCGGCUGCUGAAUACGGCGGAAUUCACAUAGAAUUUAUAUUGUCCUCCUUUGUGGAAGCAGUCGCCGAAGAUUUUUUGUGCCUGAUAUGUCAUUUGCCGCUUAAGGAGCCAUUUCAGAUGAGAUGCGGCCACAGAUGAUGCAAAGAAUACCUUAACAAGCAUAUUAGAAGGUAUGAGUAAAUAAUAAACAUCACUUAAUAUGGAGCUUCAUUGGCUCGUUUGAUCUACUAUGUUAUAUUUAUAUGAGAAACUUCUUCUGUAAGUUCGUAGCGAAUUUUUUUUUCCAUUAGAUCCACGUGAGAAGAGUGGAGGUCUUCUCACUAAGGAGAAAAGCAUCGGUUUUACGUUUGUAAAAAUUAGAUGUAAUGGUAAUGGCCACCCUGAUAAUUUACACAAUAAUGUAAUCGCAUUUUUCUGACUUUGCACUCGAUUAGUUUAAAUCUGUUCGUUAGAUAUGUCCUUCGCUUCCGCAAUUGCUUUGCACGAUGCAUCUUAAUACAUGUUUAUCGAUGUGAUCGUCUUCAAAAUUGAUUUCCUCAAAGAUUUCGUUGUUUUGGAAUAGAAAGCGGAAUUCAAAUUAUUUGAUCGCUUAUUCUGAUAGUGAUCGCUGUUAUUUUUAAGUCAAUGAAAUUAAAACCCGAGUAAAUAUCGUCUCUUCCGUUAUAUCCGUUUUCAAAGAUAUAACCACUCCAAAAGAAAUGACAUACUUGCAGUAUAUGCAAAAACCUAAAAACAAGGAAGAUCUCUCACCAAUUAAGAGAAAAUAAUGGGCCAUUAUUUUCUCUUGUUUUAACCAAAUGGAAUAUUCUUUCUAAUUAAGGCAGCGAAGUAAAAGACAGUCCUUAACUUGUUCGUCGAACAUUUUAAACGUUAGAACUGAUUUGCUUGUUAAGGUGUUUUUGAUUUGGCUUUUAAUGCUUUAGAGGUUCUCUCUUUGAAAAGACUUAAAGAUUUCAUGUAUUAAACCCAUUUUUCCUCCUCUUUGGUUAUUUUUUAAAUACAUAUUUCCGUUUACUUGUAAAUAUGCUUAUUUAAUGCUUCAAGGGUUUCCUCUCUCUCUCUUAAAUGACUUAAAUUAUAAAGAAUUCAUGUAUAAAACCCACGAUGAAUAGCGAAUAUAAUUUAUGCUUUCCUAACUGUGUUCAUGGAUUCUUAUUUGCAGGAACACAUUAAACAGUGCAGCAAGUUUCCAGUAACUUGUCCAAACAACUGUGGUCGUUCACUCCCAAGUGAAAUUGUGAGACUUUCAACUUUGUCUUGAAUAUACAAUCUGAAGUUCGCAGCCAGUGUUAUACAGCUAGGUGAAGUUAAAUAUAUGAUCUUCAUUCUAUAUACAUCAAUCCACAUCCUUUCAGUUUAAGAUUUCCCCAGGUAAGGUAAAAUAAACAGGAUUAUGGGUCGAGAACACUUAUCAGACGGAAACUAAAGGCGGAUACGACCAAACUUACAAGUCAGUUUUCUGACUUAUGGUUCUUAUUCUUGAUAGAGAUUUGCUUGCUCAUUAUGCUCAGAAUCACAAGCACGCCAAAAUUACAAACAGUUCCCUUUUUUUUCUUGCAAGUUGUUUGAAGCCUCUCUAUGAUAUUUUCCAAUACAUCUCAUUCUCAAUACAUGCAAAAGGUGGAUUACAAUAUGGCGGAAUCCACAUCAAAUGAGCAUUACACUCCCUCAGGCCACGACGAGGACUUUGUAGAAGAAGUUGAAGAAGAUUUUCAAUGUCCCAUAUGUAAUUUACCGCUAAAAGAACCAGUUCUUACAAGAUGUGGCCAUAGAUAUUGCAAAAAAUGUCUUGACGAGUACAUUGGAAGGUAAGAGUUCGAUGAUAAGCAGCUUUCAGUAUUGUUGUUCGUUUGCUCACUUGAUCUAAUCACCCUAGAGAAUCCAUGACAGGUCAUCAGUGUUUUUCAACUGAAUUCAAUCUCUGCCAGAGUCGAAGUUCAACUAAUUAGAGAAUGGUGGUCGGUUGCAUGAUCUUAAAACACCAAUUGCAAUGAUAAUGACCAUUACAGAAAUUUACUUGAUGAUGCAAUUUUUCAAUUUCUAGCAUUGCAUUCGAUUAGUUUCAAAUAUGCGCUCAAAUUCCUCUAAAACGAAACAAGACACAUUUCUUAAUUAUUAUAGGUAAUGAACAGGGGUUCCAUACUCACUUGUCUUAGAAUCGAAAGUGGAAAUCUGUGGUUUAUUUAUGUAGUGCAAGCGUGAUUAUUGUUCAAAGUUCGAAUUUUCUCUUUACAUUUACUAGUUUGUGCUUUAAAAGAUGCAAUACUAUAACUAAGCGGCAAAUGACAUAUCAGGCACAAUUACCUCAUCCUUCACACUAGACUUGAUUACUUGACCACAAAAUUACAUGAACAUCUAGACGUAUAUUAUGUUAAUUCAAUAAAAUAUGCUCUCUCAGAAAAAUUCCUAUCACCAGCUUGGCACAAUGUUUGUAGCUAAGGGCUACAUAUUUUUUUAAGACACAAAAAAGAUGAUCGUUUACCUUCGUUUCCGUGUUUAUCCUUCUAAAUAUCUUUUUCGAUGUUUUAGUCUAUAUAUACUGCUGUUGAAGUUGAUUUGGCAACUGUUGUUGUCAAUGUUGUUUAGUGGUGUCGACUGUAUUGAAUUAAAUAAAAGCGUUGGUUGAGAUGGGUUAUGUGAAUAUUUCCAGUACAUGCAAUAUUUGUACAUGGAUUGAAGAUCCCUAAACCGUUGUAAUAUUCCAAAAUUAAUUUGAAUUCUGUAAUUUUAACGUACUUACUUACUUACUUACUUCAUAAUUUUAUUUUCUCACAGACAGCGAAGUAGAGAAGAGUCUUUAACCUGCCCGAUAGACAGGCAAAAUCUGAACCCAAACCGGGUAAGUAAACUUUUGAAAAUUUAAGAAUGAUUUGCUUACUGGGUGCGGUUAACCCUUAACUCCCAAGAUCUGAUUGUUAAUUCUCCCAUCUAGCCGUUGCACAUUUCCUUGUGAUUUAGUUACACGAAUCUCGUGUUAUGUCAUGACAACAACUUCUAACUGACAAGUUUAAAUUAUCUCAUUACUUUUUUGUUGGAUAGUGUAUGGAUAUUUUAGGGAGAAGUUACAUGUAAAUCAUUUCUGGGAGUUAAAGUUUUAAAAAACGGAAACAAUUAUUCAGCAUUAUUCUUAUUGCUUAUUGCCUAAAUAUUUUGAACAAUGUUCUCUUUUCUUCAGUCCAUUUGUUUGUUUUUUGUUCUUUAAAAUAUACCUUAUUUAUUUUCCAUACGUAUUUUACUUAAAACAUCACUAUUUUUUAAAUAAUUCCCAGUAAAGGCUCUUAUAAGUAAAAACACUUAUGCCUUAGUCAAUUGUCACCUUGGAAAUUGACCUAUCUGGAUCUUGAUAACGUAGGAAUAAUGUUACUGCGAUUAUUUCUUAGGACAUUUUCCCUGACAAAGCAACAGAGAGGAAAAUCCUCUCUCUGGCAGUCAGAUGUCCAAGUGAAGGCUGUGGAUGGAAAGGGGAGCUGAGGAGCAAGGAGGUAAAAAACUGACACACAAUUAUUUGAAUGUUGAUCAGCCUAAACGUUUUGUAAUAAAGCUAACUCCCCUUCUCAAAAUAGCUACGACAUAAUGAAAAGUAGACAUGGAGACACUGUGGUUAGUAUUCCUAACCAGGGGAGAGUAGAUUUCUGUAAGUCAAUAAGUUUUAAAUGAAACUCUCUGUUAUGCUUUUUUUGUUGAACAGGCCCACUUGGAAUCUUGUCCUUUUCACCAAGUGGCGUGUACCAACAAAAACUGUGGCAAAAUAGUCCAAAAGAGACAUUUGAAACAACACGAAAAUAAUGAGUGUCUGUGGAGAAUCCUUCAAUGCAUUCACUGUUUUAAACCCCACCCAGAGUGUCAAAUGGAGGUGGGUACUGUGACAGUUAUAGAAUUCACGUCUUCACUUUUUUGAUAAAUUGUAUUAUCCUCGAAGAAGAGCUUCAAGUCAACAUUUCUAUGCACCGACCGAACGAGCCUUUAGGACGAGUAAGAAAUAAUAUAUGAAACUAAGAAAAAAAUAAACCUCAAAAACACGAGUCCCGACAGGAUUGUAAAAAAAGCAGGGGAUCUGACAAGAGGUAAAAAUUAAAUUCCAAAAAUGUUUUCAAUGUUCAUUUCUGUAGGAUCAUGUCACAAGGUGCCCCCUGUUCCCACUAACUUGUCCGAACCUCUGUGGCACUACGAUUCCCAGAGAAAUGGUGAGACUUUUGAUUGUAUCUUUAUACACACAAUUCUCAUAAAAGGGAGAAAUAAGAGCAGCUUUUGUUUAGGUUACCAGAGCGUUAUAGGGAAUUUUUUUCUUUCUUUUUCCAUUUUUCUUUUCAGCAAAACUACAAAAUUAAUUUAUUAUUGACCUCGCAGCCUUUUUUCAGCUGGUGCAUAAGCGACAUCAUAUGGAAAGAAUGGAUACUAUCACACUUUAUUUUCCAAAAGCAAUUCACACAUCUACGGUAGAAGAGAGGAUUGCUAUUCCUUUUGUUAAUUCCUUUCUUUACAUGAUUCAGGUUUCAACCCAUAUUAAAGACAAACGUCGGCUAACGUGGAUUUCCUGUCCAUAUGCACAGACGGGUUGUAAGAAAAAGGUGAGAGCAUCAUAGAAGGGCCUUCAUGAAUUCAUGUCACUAAUUGUAAAAAUCCAAGCAGAGAGGCAUUUUGUUGCGCAUGUUCUGUAAAUUUUAGUUUGAUACGAGAAACUGCUGGUAGGCGCCUGCGUAGGUUUCCCGCUCAAGAAUCGCGAAAGAAAAGAAGCAGGAGAAUACGUCGGAAAAAACAAUGGUUCGGGCAUUUGAGAUAACCUUUAUUGUCAUUUUUUUCUUCUGUUACUUAGAUGGAAGCGGCAAAGUCUUAAAAUUAUUUUCAAAAUGCAAAAGAUUGUACAAACGACUUCGAGUCGUGUCUCGUGAUUGUUUGGACGAUCGAUGUAGAUGAUGUUAUUUUUGAAGGAUGCAAGUGGCCCGUCGAAGAGCACAAACGAAUUGUAUAGUCUACUUUUAUCGUGUCAUUUCUCUCUCAAGUUAUCGGUGAUCAUUUGAAGUACUCGCCUUCCUGUAAGCGUUUUUUAGAGCUUCAAAUGUACUGUAAGUGCAGUGUACUUCCAAUUUUGGCCAAAAAUUGAAGUUUACAGAAGUUUAUGUUUUGUUUCAAAAGUUUUUUUGACAUGAAUCACAACCGGCAGGGCCGAUUACCAAAAUAAAAAAAGGUCAAUGUCGAGUAAAGAAAAGUAAGACAACGUUUGUGCGAGAGAUAUGGUAGCUCCAUCUGGUUAGAAAUGGAGGAAUAAUUAUGGAUUUUAUGAAAGUAAGGUAAAGUCUUUUCAAUCAUUAGUCUCAAAAAUUUAUCAGAUAUGAUCAAUGAUGCGGGGAAAUUGUGAAUGAAAACAAGUACUAGUUUGGGCUUCCAGUUGUAAGAUGAAUAGCUAAAUAAAUCAAUUGUUACCCAAUAAAAAUCACAUUUAUUUAUAAUUUCAACUGCACAGCAAAAUCGUGUACACUCUUUGCAACCUUAUCCUCCAUCCUAUUAAAUUACAAGAGUUUUGUGACAACUUGAUGGUCUGAAAAGACUCUUAUGCAUGACAUACAAAAAAGAACCAGUAAGGCCGAUAUUUAAUAGUGACGAUAAAAAACAAGAUAUUUCCAAAAGCCUUUUUUUUUUUUUUUUCAAGAACAAGACUAAAUGAGGUCAGAUUAAACUAAUGUGAAGAGGUUUGUUGGUCUCUUUAUGAAAAUGGAUGAUUUACAUCUAUCAGAUUUUAGAGAAAUGAGACUUAAAUCAAAAGGGGACUUUGACCUUGCAUAUUCUGCAGUAAUGGACAUCGACUUGGAUGCCUAUUUGCGGAAAUUAAUAGUUUUCAAGCCAGGGGUUUGGCUGUGCUAAUUUUAAGGCAGAAAAAUCAUAAAUCAAUCAAUUAGGAAAUUUUAUGGCUCUGACUGGAAGCUCAAACACUCGUAAGGAACAAGACAAUAUUUCACCUGAUUACUCCUCAUAUUCUUUUCCCCUGAAGUUUGGACAGAACUUUCAAAAACGUUAUUGGUAAUUUUACAGUUGCAAAAAAAGGUAUAGACACAAGUUGCAUAUAGCAUAAGCUAGUCAAGGCAAAUUGUGUGGAGAGAACAAAAGAUUGAUAAUUUAUACCAGUAGUAAGUUUCUGGUACUAAUGACAUUCUCUUGAAUGCCAGUUUGCCACAGCAAAUGUCACACCUAUCCUUUUUUCUCAAUAGUACUAACCAUACAUAGUGGGGUCACUUCACAUCUCCCUAAACAGCAGAGAACAUAAUAGUCAAUUCCAAUCAUCAGUCUAAAUUGAGAAAUAAAAAUUGAAGGAUCAAGACUUAUCUGGCAAAGUGAAAUGCAAGUCAAACUAGUUUUAAGACAUUUUAACCCGAAAUUCGUUUUUAAAUACGACCGAAAUACUGUAGUUAACAUCUUAAAGAAACAAGAGUUCCAGCCCCUUGAGUAAUUAUCCAUUUGUUGUAUCGUUCGUCUCAUAUUUUAAGAACUAGAGAAAGUUAGAUAAUUUUAAUCUGCGAGUUUUAUAGUACACUUCCACUCAAAAUUCAUUUCGUAUGACAGAAGCAUUCUACUGAAAUAGACAAGAUAGAAUGAAGCUGACGCCAUUCGUUUCGAAUAACACAUGAACAUGAAGAAAACGGCACGAGUUUAAACUCAUUAUACAAAGCCCACGCAAUUUUAUGAGGUAAAUGAACUGGUUAGAGCGAAAGCUAAAUAAAUGAACAAUGAACUGACAGCGGUGAGGGAUUUGGGGGCCAUGUGAUAAACAAGUUCUACCAAAGUUUAUCCUCUAGUUAGCCCUUCAAGCCCAAAAGGGCAAUUAGAAAAGUUCUCAACAAAACACAGCAACAAAAAAAGAUAAAACCGGAGAUGAUCGAGGAAAGAAUAUAAACGUUGUUAAGACACAUGCCUACAUACCAAGUACAACAGACUUGGAGAGCAAAAAGGCCAAAGACAGUUGUGAGCCAUGACUUGGAAAAUCCACCUCAACCUUCCAAAAACGAAUUCGCCGAAGGUUGUAGAAAGAGCGAAUCAAUCCUGAACCUGGAACAUUUUUUUAAGCCUUGUGUCCUAUGGGACUACAAAGAGAAAGAAGAGAAUAUUUUAUUUGAAGUGAUUUGAAGCUUGGGGGCCACCUCGAACUUAACGCAAUUUUAUUUCAAAGUUGAAGUAAAAUAAGAUCAAAUUGUAAACUACCUUCUAUUAUCGUAACGAAUAUCUCACGAUCGCCUCCACACCACUUCGUGAUUCAUAGAAGUAAGACAUCAACAUCUUAAGAUUAACCUACAAGGUUUGUAGUCUCAUGUGCACAUCUUGAUCGUAAGCAAAUCAAAUCUCAAACUUCAAGUUUUCGGCCUUUAUUCGCGUUUUGUUCGCACUUUGAUCAUUAAAAUAUCCUCAUCCUAAAGGCCAGCAAACUCCACGAGUAUCCACAGAGUUAGAAAUGGUGGUAAACUUGUCAUACUCUCUAAUCCCUCUCCAAAAAAUAUCACAGAAAGGCGUCGAUCGCUCAGCUGAAAACCCGCAAAAAAAAACAAACAAAUUUUCUUGGCGCAUGCGCAACAAAAUGCCCUUCCGCUAAAAAUCCCAACAACAAAAAUCAAAUGCCAGCAAAGUAAAUUCACGAAAUGCAUCCUUGUUUUCUUGCCAUCAAGAUGAGUUUUGCAGUUCGAAGUAUGGUUAAUAAAAAUGCUUAUUCCUUGUUAAAGAAGAAAUUCCUAGAGUUUCUAAUUAGUUUAAGACGUCUAUGGUAUCUAUGGAAGCAGGAAAUCUUGAACCGAAAACCGAUCACAGUAUUCACUUCUUGCAUGCUCGCGAAAAAAAAAAACAAGAACAAGCGCUCAGCAGGUGUCUUAAAUGGUGUUCCGUGCGUUCGGUUUGAAAGCAAAGGUUCUGCUAAAAUGAAAUGUUUUUCAGUUUCUGAAACGCUUGAGCCUAAACCUGAAUAUGACAAAAAAGUCCAAAGAAAGCAGUCGUGAAAAGUAAUCCCCUUCCCACGCCAAUUUUUUGUUUUCAAACCUUAAAGGCUACCUUAUUCCCAAGGAUACUAUUCUUGAGUUAAAGUUGCUCCACUAGAAAAUUUUGACUGGACUCGGCACUUGGCCGUGCACGAUUUUGAACAUCCGAAGAACAAGUCCUGAAGGACAACCAGCCACAGCGCUGUUGUUCUAAUAAGUCGUCAUAACACUUCAUCCCCAUACAUUUGAAUUUUUGAAGUCCACAAGUUCUGAUGUCGUUAUUAAGCAAGAGCUCUGUGUCUGUUUAUCUAAACGACGUAUAAAACUGUCUUAAGAAGGCUUAACUUUUCGUGUAGGGCCAACGCCAGGAAGUGGAGUCUCAUCUCGAAUCAGCCACAAGAGUCCAUCUUGAUUUAGCUUGUGUUAAGCUAAAUAGGACAGAAGAUGAAUUGAAUGAAGCAAAGAACAGAUUGAAGAAGAUAGAUGAUACGUUCGACAACGAAAUAGCUGCUUUGAAAAACGCCAUGAGACUGCUACAGCUCUCAAACGUAAAACAUACAAACGUGUUUCUUUGGAGGAUCGACGGUUUCAGUGAAAUUUUGAAAAAGGCAAAGAACGAGGGUAAGGAGGAGAUAUACAGUGAUCCGUUCUACACCAAAACUGAAACAGAUGGUUUUGGGUACAAAUUAAAAGUACUCAUUUACCCUGAUGGAACUGGAGGUGGCAAGAAUACUCACCUGUCGGUGUUCAUUAUUAUCAUGAAAGGUGAAUAUGACGCAAUAUUACCUUGGCAUUUCAAUAAGAAAGUGAUGUUCGCAUUGAUGGAUCAACAGGAUGAACUACGCAAAAGAGAAAACAAAACUGCGUUGGUCAUAGGACAGAAUAGCCCGAGCUUUACUAGGCCUACAACAGAAGAAAACAUAUCAGUGGGUUUUCCUUGUUUCAUAUCUCAUAAGGAACUUAAGGAACUUACUUCGCAGCACUACAUUGUGGAUGACACUUUGUUUCUACAGGUUCAGAUUAGGUCGCCACUUGGUUAUUCCUUAAGGCCAAAAAAUAAUUAGAUGCCACAUGCCUACAGAGCUCGAAUUACUGAUAGUUCAGGAGAAAUAUUCGAAUGAAGCUCUCAGCUCUUCUACUGCAGCAGAGGUGUGAAAAACCACUAAACGCAACCAGAGACGACCCCUGCCAUCGUUUUACAGAUUGGUUAAUGAGCAUACCUCAUAAAUUGAUUAGGGGAGUAUGGAGGAGGCCUUUCCCGCCCUGCUGGUGUUUUUUGUUUGUCUGUUUGUUUGUUUUUUGCGUAGUAAUUUUUGCAAAAUCUAAAUUUAAAGUCUUUAAAAAAAACAAGGCAUUCAAUAACGCAUGCGCAAUAUAUGUAUGAAGAAGUCCUCUAAACUAAAGCGGAUCAGUAAAAGUCACAUGUGGUUGAUAUUAUUCUAACAGACGUACAGAGGCUUUUAGCUUUAUUUCAAGGUUUUAUAAAUAUCUUAGAAGUCGCUUAAUAAUUCAGCUUUAUGCUUUAGGUUGACAGGCUUCAAUAUCGUUCUUAGUUAGGACCUCUAAGAUCUGUCACCUAUAAACUUCUGAAUCGGCCGAGGUCAGAGAAUGAAACUGAUUUAGUGUUAAAUGUAUGUGUUCUAAGAGUAUCUUAGCUUAUCCUCUGCUCUCCACCUAGACCUUCAAAAAGGGCCUCUUAGAACAAACUGUGGAAAGCCUCUCGUUGCCUCCUAGAUGCUUUGAAUUUUUGUGAAUUGACUUCAGUUUUUAUAACCUUCUUCUUUUGGUAUACGGAUUUUAUUAUUGACUGUAUUGUUUAACAUAGAUGUUUGUGAUGGGCCAUAAGCAUAGCAAUGGCGUUAUCUGAAUAGAUGUUACCGAUGUUAUGACUAGCUAUCUAGAUUUCUGCCUCAUCUCGGUCCAUAGGCGAUCAUUUACAACCAAGUGAACAAAAUAAUAAAUCAUAAAGGGGCGAUCUCCGUAAGAGCGGUCCAGGGCACUUCGCAUCGGAAAAAGGUUUUGCCUCAAACUUUGCCCCAUUUUUGGACCUCUUGCGACAUCGAAAAUUUAAAAAGUUGACAAGCUCGCUCCUCGUAACACACUGCAUGCAUAAGGGGUUUGGAAAGUAUUUCAAUUUUGAUACAUGUUUGUUUAGAGGUCCUCCAUAAUUUAUUCAUAACACCCGUUAGACAGCUAUCUGAAAUUGGUCAAAAGUAUUCUUUCUUUCUAAGGUGAUAUUUCUCAAGUCCAGAUCGGACCAUUUCUGAUUACUUCUUUUAAUAAGAUGUUCGAAAGCGUAGAUAUGCAAAAGCAUCUUGCACUUAAUAAUUUCCUUCGCCGUAGUGCCGUUCAAACUUGCUGGCGUGACAGCAGAAUUAUGCAAAUUAGUCUCUUGAGCAAACUCCUACCGCCCUAUAUAACUAGCUUCAAAAAUCUUAGAUUUUAACCAUCUUAAAAAUAAAAGAUAUUAGGACAGAGCUUUUAGAGCAAAAUGAUUGAUACUCGAAAUGUUUUAAACGGCUAAAAUAUGACAAAUGAUUCUCAUGACGAAAAAGGUGAACAAAACGUAUCGAAUAUAUCAUAGAUUAGCGUUCUAUGUCAGAUGUCGUGCGAUGUCAUGGUUCUAAGAGAUGGCAAAGCGAUAAAUUAUUCCAAGCGGUCGUAGAACAUGAGCAGAAGUGUAAGACAGCUUUUGGCCCUCAUUCCCCUUCUCGUGGCCAGUCAGAAAGAUCCCUUUAAAAUCCUGAGUGUCUAUGCUUAUAGAUUCUCGCCAAUGCACUUAUAAAACAAAUAUCAACCAUUUGAAAACUUAUCCGAUAGACAAACAAAGAAGGCACUAAGCACAAGCGAAGAGUGAGGUGCCCGAAGAGCCCUUUGAAAAAAUACAACGGCACACAAUCCGUAUGGAAUAGCGUCGGCUGAAGCACUCCUCUUGGAGUUCACCAUGAGGCCAUAUUCCUAUCAAGACGUAGCGUGCGGCAGUUGCACCAUUAUACUUGCCAGCAGGUUGGAAUUUGUCGCGCACAGUAGCCAUGUGUAAGAAACUGGAUUUCAACUGAUAAGUGAAUCCACCAUGGAGAGAAUAUUGGAAGUUCAAGGGGCCACAAAGAAGAAAGCAUCGGGGAGUCUAGAAAAUACUGUAUCUGAGGGUGCGAAUGGUUUUAAAGAAUUUUUGUUAAUUAUAGACAAACUAAAACGCAUAGGAGCAGAGCUUUUGUACAAAGUCGGCUAUGCUGUCAUUGCCUGCUUUGAAAACUAGCUCUGGAUCUUGGACAUUUCCUCUCUCUGAUUUCCCUGCUCUCAUCAAGAGCAAACGCGGCUGAUAGCCUGGAAGAUCUAGGCUAGAAUUUCGAGCAAAAAAUCACGUCAUCGCUGCCUUGUUUAGAUGGGAGAAGUACACAACUGAAUUACGUGUAGUUGGUUCUGAAAUGUUCAUACAGGUUUGACGAGCUUAAGCUCUCUAAAGUCAAAUAUAACUAUAAAGAAACAGAAACCAAUUUUUUAAAAAGAGUUUCUCAAUAAAACGAGAUCCAAUCGAACUGCAAUUGUACUGGUACCAUGACUCAAAUACGACGCUUUUGUUCUCUGUGAAUGGUGCGGAAACACUGUUGAUCCCAGGAACGUAAUGCAAAAUCAAUGUUAUUUUCUGCUGUUAAGAUGUCAUGCGUGACUGCGUCACAAAAACAUUUUGAAGCAAGGGUCAAAUUUUGCGUACCUUUCAUCAUCAAUCUCGGUGUCUCGGGUAGAUCUCUAAAAUUGUUUCAAUCAAAAUGUACGCCUUACUUCCUCCAAAACGUAGCACGAUACAUUUUUUUGAUUAUGAAACGCAGUGAAAGGGUUCUAUACUAUCUAGUUCAAAGAGCAAAUUAUCUUAGAAUCGAAAGCUGAAAUCGGUAGUGCAAUUAUCUAAUGCAAGCGUGAUUGUUGUUCAAAGUUCAAAUCUUUUCUCCAAAUUCACUACUUUGUGUUUAUAAGUGCUGCGAUACUACUAGACCUGUCGUGCUAUUCAAAGUUUCAGUUCGCCUCAUUCGUCAUUCACAACUUAAUUACUCGGCCACUAAAUUACAUGAAUUUAUAGAACUAUCUCAUGUACACGCUUGAACCAGUACCCAAAGAAACGUAUCAUGUACCUAAUGACCUCAGACGAAUUCUAGAAGCUAGUGUUUUGAUAUACAAAAUGUUCCCAGCAGCUACGAAAUGAAGCAGACAGUUUCGGGCCGGUAAGGUAGAUAGACCAAUAUCUGCUGCUUAUAGCCAAUCCCUUUAUAGUAUUAACUUAAUCUUGCACGUUUAUGGAGGCAGUCUUGUAAUAAAUGACCUCUCUAGUCGAAAGUUCGAGGAAAUAUAACCAACAGAAAAGAUUCUGACGAGUGUGUUGAAGACCACAUCAUACCGUUAUCGAAAAAAACUUUGAAAUAAAUUAGCUGUUUAAGUUAAGGGCGUAGAUAAUGGUCGGUAUAAUUUCUGAUAAAGCUUAAUGAAGUAUAAACUUUCAUGUAAGUCCAACGUCAAGAAAUGGAGUAUCAUCUUGAAUCAGCAACAAGAAUCCAUCUCGAUUUAGUUUGUAUUAAAUUAAACAACACUGAAGACAAGUUAAAUAAAACAGAAGAUGAGCUGAAUAACACAAAAGAUCAGUUAAAUAAAACAGAAGAGGACCUGAAUAACACAAAAGAUAAGUUGAAGAAGACAGAAGAUAAAUCAAAUAACACAGAAGCUUUGUGAAAUGAGACAAGAGUUGAGUUGAAAAAAAAUGCCAUGGAACUGCAAAAGAUGUCGAGCGUAAAACAUAAAAACGUGUUUUCUUGGCGGAUUGACAGUUUCAGCGAGAUUUUGAAAGAAGCCAAAAACGGAGAAAAACAGAGAAUAGACAGUGAUCCAUUCUACAUCAAAACCGAAACAGAAAGUUUUGGCUACAAGUUAAGAGUAUACAUUUACCCUAAUAGGACUGGAGAUGCAAAGAACACUCACCUGUCGGUGUUCAUCGUUGUAAUGAAAGGUGAAUAUAACGCAAUACUACCCUGGCAUUUCAAUAAGAAAGUCAAGAUCACAUUGAUUGAUCAACAGGAUGAUCCAGACCAACGGGAAAACGUGACCUGUGAAAUCGUUGCGAAAAAUGUUCCGAACUUUGCAAGGCCCAAGACAGAAGAAAACACGGGUAGGGGUUUUCCUCAUUUCAUUCCUCGUUUGAAACUUCAUUCGCGGCGCCACAUUGUGGAUGACACGCUGUUUCAUCAGGUUGAGAUUAGUCCACCAUCUAAUUCAAAAUCCAAUCUUGAAGGUUAAGAAAAUUACAGGGUUACAUUCUCGAUUAAAUCGCGCAAAGAGUGGACUCUGACAAAUCGUUACUAAUUUUCCACGAACAUUUGACUUAAUAUUUAGUUUAUUAAUGCUGUUACCUUGUUGGUAGCGUCAUAAAGCUAAUUGUUUUCUAUCUCCAAUAAACUCAAAUAAAUAUGGACCAACUGUGGAUAACAUGAAGCUAUGAUAGUUUCGAAUCAUGCUCUCAACUCUUGUUUUGCUGCGGAAGAGCCCUUGUUUUGCUGCGGAAGAGCCCUUGUUUUGCUGCGGAAGAGCCCUUGUUUUGCUGCGGAAGAGCCUUUGUUUCACAGAGUGCAUGGUGGCUAAUUGGUAUACUUGAUAAAAUUUAUGAUAAAGAGAGAACAGGGGCUGCCUUCGGCGGCCUCGUUAGGUUCCUUUUGCGACCAAAAUCAGCAAAAUACGAUUAAAACAGCCUUAAGAAUAAAAGAAAUCGAAUCUCAGAUUAGCGAUCCUACUCCAAUAGGCUUCAUUGAUCCAUUAUCGAUUUUUUAAGGUUUGCUGGAUAAUUUAUAAAGCUAGCCAAUGAGCUAACUCCUAGCUAAUACGUUGAUAAGCUUCAAAAUCGCCGGUUUCUACCCAGGUAGAUCUCUCACCAGAAAAUCAGCCUAGCUCCUUCCCAGAUACCUAAAAUGAUUAUGCACUUAAUGUAUGUACUUUGAAGUUAUCUAAAUCUGCCAGCAACUGUCCUUCGCUCUCCGCCCAAAGAUUCACAGGCAAAACGGGGGCCUCUAGGAAUAUCUUGUGGGCAGCUUUUCGUAUUUUUUUUCUUUUUUUUUAGAUAUUGUGAAUCAUUAUGAAUGGAACCUUAGUUGUGAUGACCUUUUUCUUUUCGUAAAUAGAUUUUAUUGCUGGUUGUACCAUUUUAAACAAAUAUAUGUAACACACCAUUCUUAUGACGAUGGCCCCGUAUGCAUAAAAUUUGAAAUUUAUCACUCCUUGACUAUAUUUCCAAAUCCUCCCUGUUAGUAAGUGAUCAGUUCCACAAAUUGCUCGGCCGUGAAAAGAGUUUCGUCCAUGAGGUAA
Molecule: messenger RNA, 29063 nt
Organism: Pocillopora meandrina
Lineage: Eukaryota; Metazoa; Cnidaria; Anthozoa; Scleractinia; Pocilloporidae
Source: the annotation of a GenBank genome assembly